Messenger RNA from Phlebotomus argentipes, 2252 nucleotides. RefSeq names its product phospholipase B1, membrane-associated-like. The transcript is spliced from 5 exons. Gene Ontology annotation, molecular function: glycerophospholipase activity. Gene Ontology annotation, biological process: phospholipid metabolic process. NCBI's taxonomy places the organism in Eukaryota, Metazoa, Arthropoda, Insecta, Diptera, Psychodidae. Bases 864 to 2102 code for a protein of 412 amino acids. The record is from RefSeq and is a predicted model, not a curated record.
GGAUGAGGAAAAGUCCGCAUGUUGAUUGAGCGCGAGGAGGAAAAUCAGCGCGAUCAGUUCUACUUUGUCCACCGGCCGUUGAUGAUCGCGAUCUUUGGCGUAAAACUACGCACACGGAAAGAUUUAUUGCAAAUUAAUUCCCUUUUUUGUGUGCUAUGUGAUGCACUUAAUCACCUCGCGGACAGUGAAGUGAAUAAAGAAGCACAAAAUCUCUCGCUUGAUAAAAUCGGCGUGAUUUGAGUUUUCGCAGCUUAUUCCGCAUGGUUCAAGACUUAAAACUCACAAUUGUGUCGCGCACUGCAGAGAAUUAACACCUCUAGAAUUCAUCAGUUCUUCUCACGACGCCUCGCAAAAUCAUCUUCCCUUGGGCCAAUUUAAGUGGCGUCGUGUUAAAUAGCGAGAAAUUCCAGUGUAAUUCGGCAGUACCAUAAAGUUCUCGUGUAUUUUUAUUGGUUUAGUGGUUGAUGAGCAGACGACACAAUAGGCGAGAGAUUGUGAAAUAUUUAUAUAAUUCCUCACGCGAGUGCCAAUCUUGCUCCAGAGAGAUCUUUUGUGUGAUACUAAUUCGCGUGCUCCGUGACCUCUCAGUGAUGCCUAAUCUCCCGUAAACUAUAAUAACUGCUGCUGCUGCUGUUUUUUCGGAGCCUAAUGAGCAAUUUGGCGAGUGUCCAAGGAGAAACAGGCGUAAAAAUCGCAAGAUAUUCUAUCAGUUCAAUUUGUCGUAUUGAGCAAUCGAGCAGAUUCGAAGGCUCAUGGGAAGACACCUUAAUUCACUUAAUUAUCGUAACAUCCCGUCAUAAAACGCCAUUAACCAGCCUUUGGACACGGUUUUUAUCGGCGCCGUAAAUAAAAAGUGCAACAAGAUGAAAAUCUCAUGGUCUCUGCUCACAAUUUCCAUCUUAAUAAUUGUCACACCCGCUGUGAACGGUCAAGUCACAUCGCUAGACUCAGGACCACUCUUGCAAUUCUUCCGUCACGCCAGACAAUUCCUCUAUGACUUCAUGGAGGGCUCGACAAACCAACAGCAGCAUCUCAAGAGGAACAUUCAAGAGCAAACCGUCCAGCGGCAGGUGAACAGCGAGGAGAAUUUCAUCUGUGAUACCCAAGGACCAGGAAGACGCAGUGAUCAAGUGCCAGAGUCUGUCCACAAGCUGCGACCGGGCGACAUUGACAUCAUCGGAGCCAUCGGCGACUCUCUGACUGCCGGUCUGGGUCUUCUUGCCACCAAUGUCCUCGAGGUCUUCACGGAGAACCGCGGCGCCCAGAUGACCGGCGGCGGACAGGGCACGUGGCGUCAGUUCCUCACCAUUCCCAACAUCCUUAAAGAGUUCAAUCCCAAACUGUACGGCUACACGGAGCGCAACAGUCUCUCCACCCACCGAGCGUCCAAAUUCAAUGUUGCCGAAGGCGGUGCAAUGUCGAGGGACACGCCACAUCAAGCGCGAAAUCUGGUGCUGCGAAUGAAGAGUGACCCAAAUGUCGACAUGGAGAAGCACUGGAAGUUCGUGUCGUACUUUAUCGGUGGCAAUGACUUUUGCCUGGACAUGUGUUACGAUGCACCUGAGAAGAUUGUCGAAAACCACGACCGGGAAUUAACUGAUGUAUUGAGGACACUCAGGGAUAAUCUGCCUCGAACAAUGGUGUCAAUCAUUCUCGCUCCGUCAAUUAGAAUCCUAAUGGACACUGUUGGUGAACCUCCUGAGUGUGUUUCGACACACUACUUGGAGUGUCCUUGUUUCUACUCCCUCCACAACAAGCCGCACCGAAACAGAUUCCUUCGCGUCAUUGAGGACUUCAAGAAGCGCCAGUGGGUGGUGGCCAACAGGGAUGAGUUCCACAAUAAGACAGACUUCACAGUCAUCGUGCAGCCCUUCACGGACAAAAUGACCAUUCCGCGGAAGAAGAACGGCCUCACGGACUUCACGUACAUGUCCAGGGAUUGCUUCCAUCUCUCGCAGAAGGCUCAGGGACAGGCGGCGAACGCCUGCUGGAACAACAUUCUUGAGCCGUACGGCAAAAAAUCCCACACGUGGACGAAGAUAUUCGAGAACUUCAAGUGUCCCACUGAAGAACGCCCUUACUUAGCCACGAGAUUUAAUUAAGUGCCAAUUAAGAAUGCCAGUACCAGAGUCUCUCUUCCUACAACCAUGCCAUUUAAGAUGAAUUUAAGUAUUUUUUUACAAACAGAAUACGCUUGAUUAGGUAAUUGAUUAGGUGUGAAGGAAAUUAGAUAAUAAAUGUAGACUUUUUAU